Molecule: messenger RNA, 720 nt
Organism: Trichoplax adhaerens
Lineage: Eukaryota; Metazoa; Placozoa; Uniplacotomia; Trichoplacea; Trichoplacidae
Exons: 4
Biological process (GO): positive regulation of apoptotic process; intracellular signal transduction; protein phosphorylation
Cellular component (GO): nucleus
Molecular function (GO): ATP binding; protein serine/threonine kinase activity
Source: RefSeq, a predicted model, not a curated record
AGAGGUAAAUUUGGUAUUGUCAGAGCAUGUACGGAGAAGAGCACUGGGGUAGAAUAUGCCGCUAAAAUGAUAAAAACGAAAGUUAGCGAUAGGACCACAGUUUUACAAGAAAUUGAUAUUAUGAAUCAGCUACAUCAUCCCAAACUAGUAUUUUUACAUGACGCAUAUCAAACGGAUGAAUACGUAGUGAUGAUUAUGGAAGUUCUUCGUGGUGGAGAGCUUUUAGACCGAUUAAUUAAAAGGGAAACAUUGUUAGAAGUAGAGGUUAUAUACUAUAUGCAGCAAGUUUUACAAGGAUUGAAAUUUAUGCAUGAUAGUAACAUUCUGCAUUUAGAUCUGAAGCCGGAAAAUUUAAUGCUUUUUGAGAAAGACUAUGAUGAUAUUAAGUUGAUUGAUUUUGGAAUGGCACGCAAGUUCCAGGCACAAGAUUCAUUGAAAGUACUCUUUGGAACACCUGAAUUUGUUGCUCCCGAAGUUGUCAGUUAUGAAAAAAUUUCACCAGCAACAGAUAUGUGGUAUUUAUUACCGGUGCUUUGUAUUAGGUUAAGUGGUCUUUCGCCAUUUAUGGGUGACAACGAUCAUGACACAUUAUCAAACGUUACGGCCUGUAAUUGGGAUUUUGAUGAUGACAUCUUUGAUGAUAUUUCUGCGGAGGCUAAAAGUUUUAUUUCGAGUUUGCUAAGAAGAGAUCCAAAGUAUGAUUAUGGCCUGAUGGAUUAA